AUGGGGUCUUCUUCUGUGUUAGUCACCAGAGAAGAGUUCAACAUGUUUCACUCCAUAGACCGUGAACUUUACGCAAGGCUAGUCCAAAAUCUCGGCAGAAACCCCGGCCAGUCCAUGCAGGUGAUUGCACUGUGGCUAUGGCUGGAGCAGACGGGCUACAGUGAUAACUUGGUGACCAACGUGUUGGCAUUGCCGGGUUUCAUGCUCAAUGCUAUCGUAGAUGAGACAGUGACCUGCUUGAACUGCAUUGACGAUCCUAAGCCCGUGCCUCUUCCCUCCUCUGAUGCUAACCUCAUUCCUUUGCUUCAGUGCUUGACAAAAGGCGCCAUUUCUCUUCAGUUCUUUCAGGAGAACAGGAUUGCUGUCAUUAAAGGAGUUGCAAAACUGGUGGAUGAAGUUUGUACACGGGCAUUUCAGGACAUACUGCAACAAACAUUCCAAAACAAUGCGGGCAAUGGGGUUGCUAUGGAAGGAAUAUAUGGUACUCCCGCCCAUGUGGGGAAUUUGUUUUCUCUGAUGAUGAUGGAUCCCGUGCCGCCACCACCUUCGCCCUCGUAUUAUUCUGGAGUUGGAGGUGUCACUGACUUGCGAACUGGAACAGCUCGUGUUGCUCCACACACCCUGAAUAGUAGUGGAGUGAGCCAGAGGCAUAGCCCCAGCCCCAUAGAUCUCUCUGCUGCUGAGGAGAGACCUGUUCCACCGGAUGAAAGAACCAUUUUCUUGACCUUCUCCAAGGGCUACCCAAUCUCCGAAAAUGAAGUCAAAGAUUUCUUCACGAUAAAAUAUGGAGACUUCAUUGAAGCAAUUCACAUGCAAGAAGUGAAUGAAGUAACUGAGCAACCCCUGUAUGCACGCCUUGUUACUCGAUCUCCCUCCAGUAUUGAAGUUGUCCUGGAAGGCAAGAGAAAGGCCAAAUUUUCCAUCAACGGAAAGCAUGUCUGGGCCAGAAAAUUUUUUCGAAAGAGCUCCGGAUCUCCCCGAAAAUCAUCGUCACCACCAUCAUCCCAACCAACUUCGCCGCCGGCCACCCAAGAUUAG
Molecule: messenger RNA, 1038 nt
Organism: Vitis riparia (riverbank grape)
Lineage: Eukaryota; Viridiplantae; Streptophyta; Magnoliopsida; Vitales; Vitaceae
Exons: 2
Coding region: 1-1038 (345 amino acids)
Source: RefSeq, a predicted model, not a curated record